AUGGAGUGUUUAAGUGCUGGCGUCAAGCUUAAACCGAGGUGGUACGGAUACUGUGCCUGCUUUGUACCUACUAAGGCAGACUUUCUGACGUCCUGGCUUACCUACACAGGCUUGUUCCUGUGGCGCCCAAGCGCUAGCCGCGCCACGCUCAGCCCUUUCAAACUGAGCCCGUCUCUUCCCACUGACAUCCCUCAAUUGCCGAAAACUCAACCCUGCGACAAGCUUCUCGAAGUCGUCGGUUACCAAAAUCCAAGAUGGCUGCGGUAUGCGCUCCUCUUCCCCGUCAUGACCGUCUCCGAGAGCAAGGAGCUCAAGGGCCUCAACCUCAUCGCGGCUCACUCCCACAUCCGCGGCCUGGGCGUUGAUGGCACGACACUGGAGCCCAGAGCGGCAUCUCAGGGGUUGGUUGGACAGGAGAAGGCCAGAAAAGCUGCUGCCGUGAUCCUGCAGAUGAUCAAGGAGAGCAAGAUUGCCGGAAGAGCUGUGCUGAUCGCCGGCCCCCCAAGCACUGGAAAAACCGCCAUCGCCAUGGGAAUGGCUCAGUCCCUCGGCCCCGAUGUUCCCUUCACUUCCCUCGCCUCAUCCGAAAUCUUCUCCCUCGAAAUGUCAAAGACCGAAGCUCUCACACAAGCAUUCCGCAAGUCGAUCGGUGUUCGUAUCAAGGAGGAGAGCGAGAUUAUGGAGGGCGAGGUCGUCGAAAUCCAGAUCGACCGAAGCGUUACAGGCGGCGCCAAGCAGGGAAAGCUGACGAUCAAGACGACCGACAUGGAAGCUGUCUACGACAUGGGCGCCAAGAUGAUUGAUGCCAUGACCAAGGAGCGUGUCAUGGCCGGUGACAUCAUUUCCAUCGACAAGUCUUCGGGCAAGAUUACAAAGCUUGGCCGGUCAUAUGCUCGCUCGCGCGACUACGAUGCCAUGGGCGUCGACACUAAGUUCCUGCAGUGCCCAGACGGUGAGCUGCAAAAGCGCAAGGAGGUUGUCCACACCGUCACUCUUCACGAGAUUGAUGUUAUCAACUCAAGAACGCAGGGCUUCUUGGCUCUGUUCUCUGGAGACACUGGUGAGAUCCGCAGCGAGAUCAGGGACCAAAUCAACACCAAGGUCGGCGAGUGGAAGGAGGAGGGCAAGGCCGAGAUUGUUCCCGGCGUGUUGUUCAUCGACGAGGUUCACAUGCUCGAUAUUGAGUGCUUCUCAUACAUCAACCGCGCCCUGGAAGACGAUCUCGCACCCAUUGUCAUCAUGGCCAGCAACAGAGGCAAUUCCCGCAUCCGUGGAACCGACUACCGCAGCCCCCAUGGUCUGCCCCUCGAUUUCCUGGACCGUGUCGUCAUCAUCCACACAAACACCUACAGCCCUGAGGAGAUCAAGCAGAUCAUCACCAUCAGAGCUCAAGAAGAGGAGGUUGAUGUCUCAGCCGACGCUCUGGCGCUGCUCACGAAGAUUGGCCAGGAAGCGGGCCUGCGUUACGCCAGCAACCUCAUCACCACCUCACAGUUGAUUUGCGCCAAGCGCAGGGCGAAGCAGGUCGAGAUUGCCGACGUUCAGAGAAGCUUCUCGCUCUUCUACGACCCGUCUCGCAGCGUCAAGUUCGUGUCCGAGUCGGAGAAGCGCUUGAUUGGCAACGACGGUGCCGUCGACUUUACCGUCACUAAUGGCCAUGGCGAUGCGAUGGAGUUGAGUUAA
This is a messenger RNA of Colletotrichum lupini, 1683 nucleotides long. RefSeq names its product RuvB-like helicase 2. Lineage: Eukaryota; Fungi; Ascomycota; Sordariomycetes; Glomerellales; Glomerellaceae. The transcript has 4 exons. Gene Ontology annotation, molecular function: ATP binding; ATP hydrolysis activity; DNA helicase activity. Gene Ontology annotation, biological process: chromatin remodeling; regulation of transcription by RNA polymerase II; box C/D snoRNP assembly. Gene Ontology annotation, cellular component: NuA4 histone acetyltransferase complex; Ino80 complex; Swr1 complex. The coding region runs from base 1 to 1683 and encodes 560 amino acids. The record is from RefSeq and is a predicted model, not a curated record.